AUGGCAGAACAACGCGCAGCAUCGACCUCCUACGCCCUCUUUCUUGCAAUGCUCUGGCGCUGGCUUAACUGGAUAUGGCUCUACUUGCCAUUCGUACGCUUUCUUUCUGACGCACCUUACCCCGAACAGCGACCCGAGGAUGUCGGCUUGCCUCUCAAGAUCAGGGAGGAGGAUGUCAGCGUCCAGGACUUACCAGGUGAGGAGGACGCAGAGGGAGUGUGGGACUACAUCGUCGGAGGAGGUGGAACCUCAGGCUGCGCCCUCGCUUCCCGCCUCUCUGAAACCCCUGGAAUCCGUGUCCUCCUCCUCGAACGUGGUCCAGUGGGGGACAACUUCCUCUCCCGUGUCCCUCUGAUCAGUACGAACUUUGCACGUGCCAACUCGCCGAACUACCGCUGGCUCCCCCAGAGCUCUAUGCUCGACCAGGGAAGCGAAGGGAAGGGUGGGAAGAAAGGGGGCAAAGCGGAUAUGGCGAUGGUUAGUGGGAAAGUGCUCGGUGGGACGAGCAGGAUCAACAGUAUGCUGUAUACGAGGGGCGCAGGGGAGUGGGAAGCGAUGGCCCGUGCAGGGAGAAAAGGAUGGUCCUUCAACGACGUCUAUCCCUACUUCCUCAAAUCUGAGCGUGCGCUAGGUCCCAUGUCCCUCCGCCCUGGACACGGCCUAACGGGCCUGUGGCAGACCCGGGCAUACGGACACUAUCUCCUGCCUUCAUACAACCCCUGUGUUUCUGCAGCGCAAUCCGUCGGCUUGCCGUUUAUCAAGGACCUUAACGCUCCCCAACGAGCGCCAUACGGUGUGGGAGACGUUGAUGUUAGUAUGGAUGACAAGGGACGGAGAUGCUCGGCCUAUUCCGCGUUUGUCCCUGCGGAACUGGUGCUGGAGAGGAAGGACAGGUUCGCAGUGUGUACCGAGACACUUGCACGGAAGAUCGUCUUCCAGGACACGGAUCAAGGACCACGGGCUGUUGGGCUGGUGAUUGAAGAUGAGGACGAAGAGCGGGCCAAGGAGAAGGGAAGGUUUGUCGUCAGAGCGAGGAGGGAGGUCAUAUUGUGCGGAGGGGCAAUCGGUAGCCCGCAACUGCUGCAGUUGAGCGGCGUCGGCCCUGCCGAAUUCCUCAAAGAGAAGGGGGUAAAGGUCGUCAAGGACCUGCCUGGCGUGGGGGAGCACCUGCAAGACCAUUUCGGCGCCUCGGUACAGUACCUCACUCCCCUGACUCACUCCUUCCACGCCCUCGAGCACGCCUUCUACGCCAUCCGCCAUAUCCUCCACUACAUCCUUUUCGGCGCCGGCAUCUUCCUCGCUCCCAUUGUCCAAAUCUCGAUAUUUACCAAAUCCAGCACUAUUUCUCCCGUAGACGGGAGGUGCACCGCGUCCAAGCUGAUAGGGGAAAGCGCGCUCAACCCAGAGAACGUCCCUGAUGUGGAGAUAAUGCCUAUCCCUGCUGGUCUCUCCGUCCCUCCCCCUCCCGGCCAAGGGGGGUUCUCUUUCCUCACCGUGCUGGCAACGCCUUUUUCCUUCGGCCGGGUACGGCUCGCGAGCACAGACCCGCGCCAGAGGCCGGCGUGCGAUCUGGGAGUGUUGAGUGACGAGAGGGACUGGGCUGUUAUCCGCGUUGGCUUGAAGCUCAGUCUCGCCCUUGCGGGGGAGAUGAAGAGCCAGGGAUAUGCGCUGAAAGACCAGUGUGUGCUCCCCAUGGACGCGAACGAGGAAGAAGUGAAGGCAUUCGUGAGAAGGCAGGGGAGGACGACGUAUCAUUAUUCCUCUACAUGCCGGAUGGCCCCUGAAGCAGGGGAUGGGGACGGACCCGGAGUGGUGGACGACGAGCUGCGCGUGCAUGGAGUGCUGGGCUUGAGAGUUGCAGACGCGAGCAUCUUUCCGAAGAUUUUGAGCGUGCAUCUUCAGGCGCCGUGUGUGAUGGUAGGCGAGAAAUGUGCGGAUAUGAUCAAGAAGAGUUGGGGGGAUCUGAAGGACUGAAGUAGAAUGGAUGCUGUUGGAUCAUCGUUGCACCUCUCACUCGGUAGAUCUGUUUAAC
This is a messenger RNA of Dacryopinax primogenitus, 2032 nucleotides long. RefSeq names its product alcohol oxidase. The transcript has 4 exons. Bases 1 to 1974 code for a protein of 657 amino acids. NCBI's taxonomy places the organism in Eukaryota, Fungi, Basidiomycota, Dacrymycetes, Dacrymycetales, Dacrymycetaceae. Gene Ontology annotation, molecular function: oxidoreductase activity, acting on CH-OH group of donors; flavin adenine dinucleotide binding. The record is from RefSeq and is a predicted model, not a curated record.